Messenger RNA from Hippocampus comes (tiger tail seahorse), 4506 nucleotides. Its product is annotated as trichohyalin-like. Gene Ontology annotation, cellular component: centrosome; ciliary basal body. The record is from RefSeq and is a predicted model, not a curated record. NCBI's taxonomy places the organism in Eukaryota, Metazoa, Chordata, Actinopteri, Syngnathiformes, Syngnathidae. Bases 97 to 4161 code for a protein of 1354 amino acids. Gene Ontology annotation, biological process: negative regulation of cilium assembly. The transcript has 28 exons.
ACAAGACCAAAUCCGUGAGUUAUGUCUUUAUUAACAGCAGACUGCUUGUGAGCAUUUAAUUAUAGGGAAGUCGGCGUUUACUGUGUUUUCGGAGUUAUGUUUCCUGAGAAUGAACGGCAGAGUCAACCUCCUGGCAGCAGUUCCUCAGCCAGGCUGGGUGUGACACUGACUUGUGCAGACCUCGAAGGCUCUCGUGAAGCCUCAAAGACCAUUUGGACUAACACUGGUCUCAACAGAACGCCACAGGUUGGGGUCCACUGUCCGUGUAAGGCUGGGGACAACAGCAAAGGGUUUGGAUCAUUCAUGAAGAGACUAAUGGACGCCGAAGCUGCCAUCGUCUCUGCAACCGCACAGCUCCUGUCAUUCAAAGACAUUCUGAAGGAUGCUCCAUCGUCUGCAGUCAACCGGCAGCGCACGGUAAAGCAUAGAAGACUCUUGCUACAAAAAAUGGAGGACUUUCGUCAAAUUAACCAGCUUGUGCGCCAAAGACUGAACCAGCUUCUGGAUGAGGAGACUGAUCGCCUUGAUGCGAGCACCAAGAUUGACGCUUUGCUGAAUAAGAUCCUCCAGAUUGAACGUGAAAAUCAGCUUCUAAAAGGUGACCUUGGUGUAACACAAAAAAGAGCGGAAGAGCUGAUGUAUCUGCAGCAAAAAGAACAGGAGAACAUCAAGAGUGCUCUAAACAUAGCUAAGUCUGCAGAAGGUGCUCGUGCCCGUAUACAGGGGCAGCUACGCAACAAGGAGGCGGAAAACAAUCGAUUGACUGUGCAAGUGCGGACACUUGAGCGAACCCUAACUCAACACAAGGCAGAGCUAGAUGACCUUAAAGCAUCCCUGACGGCUCUGAUGGAACAGACCUCGCAGGAGAAGGAGGCCCUCAAGAAGGCCUCACGUGUACACAAGCAGAAAGCUGAGCGAUUCGAGGCCAGCCUUGAGAAAAGCUUGACUCAGCUGCAGGAUAAGGACGCACAACUGUCAUCUCUCCAAGAAAAAAGAGACAUGUGGAAGCGGGAGAAGGAGCAACUGACUGAGGAGAACCACAAACUAACUACUCACGUGGAGUUACUGCAAAAGCAAGCAAUCGCCAUCCCGAUGAAGAUGCAGAAGGACAUGGAAAAGCAGGCGGCAAUGGUGAAGGAGCGAGAGAGAGAGUGGGAGGAGAGGGUGAGACAAAGGGAGAAAGAGAGGCUCAAGGGAAAGGAGGCCAGGGCGAAGGAGAGGGAGAAGGAACGGAUGGAAUGGGAGGCGAGGGAGAAGGAACUGGAGGACAGGAUGAAGGAAAGGAAGGAGCAGGAGCACAGGGAGAGGGAAUGGGCGAAGGAAAGGGAGGCGAGAGAGAAGGAAUUGGAGGACAGGAUGAAGGAAAGGAAGGAGCAGGAGGACAAGGAGAGGGAAUGGGCGAAGGAAAGGGAGCCGAGGGAGAAGGAAUUGGAGGACAGGAUGAAGGAAAGGAAGGAGCAGGAGCAGAGGGAGAAGGAAUUGGAGGACAGGAUGAAGGAAAGGAAGGAGCAGGAGAACAAGGAGAGGGAAUGGGUGAAGGAAAGGGAGGAGAGGGAAAAGGACUUGGAGGACAGGAUGAAGGAAAGGAAGGAGCAGGAGCACAGGGAGAGGGAAUGGGUGAAGGGAAAGGAGCCGAGGGAAAAGGAAUCAGAGGCCAGGAUGAAGGAAAGGAAGGAGCAGGAGAACAAGGAGAGAGAAUGGUCGAAGGAAAGGGAGGCGAGGGAGAAAGAAUUAGAGGACAGGAUGAAGGAAAGGAAGGAGCAGGCGAAUAAGGAGAGGGAAUGGGUGAAGGAAAGGGAGGCGAGGGAGAAAGACUUGGACGACAGGGUGAAGGAAAGGAAGGAGCAGGAGUACAAGGAGAGGGAAUGGGUGAAGGAAAGGGAGGAGAGGGAAAAGGACUUGGAGGACAGGAUGAAGGAAAGGAAGGAGCAGGAGCACAAGGAGAGGGAAUGGGUGAAGGAGAGGGAGAAGGAAAGGAGGGAGUGGGAAGACAGAGAGAAGGAACAAUUGAAGGGAAGGGCAGAAAGGGAGAGGGAGAGGAGGGAUUGGCAGAAGCAAUGUGAGGAGAGGGAGAAGGAAUGGGUGAGGGAGAGGGAAAGGAGGGAAAUGGAGAAGGCCAGAGAGGGCAGCUCCAAAAGGGGGGAGUGGCAAGAAAGGAGGGUGGAGGAAGUGGCGGAGACCUCCUCCGGACAUGGCGGUGUGGCGCAUCAGCGUGAAAGAUUCAAAGUGCAAGAGGAGCACGACAGCGGCAGUUACGCGAUGCUCAAGUUGGAGAAGCAACUUGCUGAAUAUGAGGCAGCCUUGGUCCAAGAGAAGAGUGCAUCGAGUGAGAAGGACCGCAUCAUUGAGCAGGUUCAAAAUCAGUUGGAGAAGCAGCUUGCUGAAUAUGAGGCAGCCCUGGACCAAGAGAAGAGUGUGUCAAGUGAGAAGGACUGCGUCAUUGAAAAGGUUCAAAAGAAGUUGGAGAAGCAGCUUGCUGAAUGUGAGGCAGCCCUGGUCCAAGAGAAGAGUGCGUCAAGUGAGAAGGACCGCGUCGUUGAACAGUUUCAAAAGAAGUUGGAGAAGCAGCUUGCUGAAUAUGAGGCAGCCCUGGACCAAGAGAAGAGUGUGUCAAGUGAGAAGGACUGCGUCAUUGAAAAGGUUCAAAAGAAGUUGGAGAAGCAGCUUGCUGAAUGUGAGGCAGCCCUGGUCCAAGAGAAGAGUGCGUCGAGUGAGAAGGACCGCGUCGUUGAACAGGUUCAAAAGAAGUUGGAGAAGCAACUGGCUGAAUGUGAGGCAGCUCUGGUCCAAGAGAAGAGUGCGUCGAGUGAGAAGGACCGCGUCGUUGAACAGUUUCAAAAGAAGUUGGAGAAGCAGCUUGCUGAAUAUGAGGCAGCCCUGGUCCAAGAGAAAAGUGUGUCGAGUGAGAAGGACUGCGUCAUUGAACAGGUUCAAAAGAAGUUGGAGAAGCAGCUUGCUGAAUAUGAGGCAGCCCUGGUCCAAGAGAAGAGUGCGUCGAGUGAGAAGGACCACGCCGUCGAACAGGUUCAAAAGAAGUUGGAGAAGCAACUGGCUGAAUGUAAGGCAGCCCUGGUCCAAGAGAAGAGUGUGUCGAGUGAGAAGGACCACGCCGUCGAACAGGUUCAAAAGAAGUUGGAGAAGCAACUGGCUGAAUGUAAGGCAGCCCUGGUCCAAGAGAAGAGUGCGUCGAGUGAGAAGGACCGCAUCGUUGAACAGAUUCAAAAGAAGUUUGAGAAGCAGCUUGCUGAAUGUGAGGCAGCCCUGGUCCAAGAGAAGAGUGUGUCGAGUGAGAAGGACCGCACCGUUGAACAGGUUCAAAAGAAGGUUGCAUCGCUGGAAGCAGAGUUGAGCAAUGCAAAGCUCCAAUAUAAAAAUGUAUCAGAGGAGCUUCAGAAAAUGCAAGGAGAAGACUCAAAAGCUGAAAAGGUGAGGCAGGAGCUGCAGGGCCGCGUCGAAGAGCUGCAGCAUUUGCCUAAAACGCUGAAAGAGACCGAGCUGAAGCUGCUCGCUUGCCAGGAGAAGCUACAAACCUCAGAGAGGAAGUGCUCAGAACAGGCGGAGGACAUUACGAAGCUGCAGUAUGAGCUGCAGACUCAAGUGAAUUUGGUGAGAUCGGCCGUGGAGCUGAGAGAGUCCGCUGACAAGACCCGUUCACAAGUGCAAGAACAAGUGGACAGCCUGCAAAAGACGCUGGAGCAGCUGCGCCAAGAGAAACUGGACUUGGAACGCAGGCUGGAGACCCAAGAGCAAGCUCUUCGCCACAGCAGCCAGCUACUUGAGCAACGCUCCACGCAGUGCUCGGAGCUCGAACGCCAACUAGAGCAACGGACGUUCGAAUGCAAAAUGCUCAACCAGCAGCUGGCUCAAAACUCAACAGACUUUUUGGAUUUCAAAGAACAGGUGAAAAAUGUCAAAGAGCAAGUUCUGUCCAAAAACGAGGCCCUUCAGAGCACCGUUAACGAGCUGAGGCUUCUCCGUCAGAGCAAGAUGAAGGCGGAGAAGAAUUAUGAGGCGCGUGUGAAAGAGCUGCAGCUCAACCUUGACCAGUGCGAAAGCCACAAGAAGAACAUGCAGAACUACGUGGACUUUCUCAAAAACUCUUACCUGAUGAUAUUUGAAGAUCCAAUAUCCACUUUUUGGUCUUCAGCGUUUGUGAAAUGACCUCCUACUUUUCAGCAAGUGAUAUUUCUUGUCAUCCCUUUUGGCAGGAAGCACAAUUUAAAUAAGGAAUAUCUGGUUAAUACACAGCAUCACAGUUUGGUAGUGGGUAGUAUGUCUGCCUCACCAUUUUUGAAGUACGGGAUCGAAUCCUUCCUGUUUGGAUGUCCUCACCAUGGUUAGUGGUGGUGUCUUCAGGUAGUCUGGCAUCGUCCCGCAUUCCAAAAACAUGCGUGUUCAUUGGAGACGCUAAUUGUGCAGAGGUGUGAACUGUGGUUUGUUUGUAUGUGCCCACAAAUUAUGUAUAUUGUGUUUUGUCAUUGAAUAAAUAUUGAGCAAUGGACUGAU